Molecule: messenger RNA, 3112 nt
Organism: Coffea eugenioides
Lineage: Eukaryota; Viridiplantae; Streptophyta; Magnoliopsida; Gentianales; Rubiaceae
Product: E4 SUMO-protein ligase PIAL2
Exons: 16
Coding region: 21-2813 (930 amino acids)
Biological process (GO): protein sumoylation
Molecular function (GO): SUMO ligase activity; zinc ion binding
Source: RefSeq, a predicted model, not a curated record
AGAAAGCUGCAGCCAGGUGGAUGACCGGGACGGCACUAACUCCGGCGAAGCUGGCUGGGACUGGUAUGAGCACUGAAGCUAACAAUACCACUGACAAUUCAGUAACCGCUUCGCAAGUGAACGAUUUUCGUAUUUCAGCAGUUCUCGAUCGAUUAGCUGCAAGCAUGCAGAACCAAACUCCUAAAAACGAAACCGCUGAGUCCUUUAAUCUCUGCCUUUCUCUCGCCAGAGGAAUUGAUUUUGCCAUUGCAAACCAUGAGAUUCCAAGCAGAGCCCCAGAUUUGCCUGCAUUAUUGAAGCAGGUGUGCAGGUGCAACAAUGAUGCCCUACAGCAAGCAGCUGUCAUGGUUCUCAUGAUAUCAGUUAAGAAUGCCUGUCAGAGUGGAUGGUUUUCAGAUAAAGAUUCUGAGGAACUAAGUAGCCUUGCCAAUGAGAUUGCAAGCAACUUCUGCACCUCAAUGGAUUUCAAUACUGAACCUAGCAGUUCCAAAUCCAUAAUUGAGACUAUUAUAUCGAGAUUCUAUCCACGGAUGAAGAUGGGACAGAUCCUCACUUUCUUUGAAGUCAAGGUGCCUGGAUAUGGUGCUUAUGUCAAGGACUUUGCUAUUUCAAAGCUCAUGAAACAUUCUCCUGAAGAAAGGAUUAGGCUAUUUGUGGCACAAACAGAUAAUGUAGAAACAUCGUCAUGUCUUGUAAACCCACAGCAAGUCAAUUUUCUCUUGAAUGGCAAGGGAGUUGAGAGGAGAACUAAUGUAUUCAUGGACACUGGACCCCAAUUACCAACCAUUGUGACACAUUUCCUCAAAUAUGGAUCAAAUCUUCUUCAAGCUGUGGGCCAUUUCAAUGGAAACUACAUAGUAGUUAUUGCUUUGAUGGCUGAGAUAUCUAAAGGGGAAAAUCCAACUCUCCCAGACUAUGUGCAGCCUGCUGCUGCUAUUAUAGAUCCAGAUUCUGAGGUAAUAGAGGGGCCAUCAAGAAUAUCGCUCAAUUGUCCCAUAAGCUUUAGGCAUAUCAGAACUCCAGUCAAAGGACAUACUUGCAAGCAUCUGCAGUGCUUUGAUUUUGACAACUACGUGGACAUAAAUUCAAAAAGGCCGUCUUGGCGCUGUCCACACUGCAAUCACCAUUGCUGCUUUACCGACAUCCGCAUUGACCAAAAUAUGGUCAAAGUAUUGAAGGAAGUUGGAGAUAAUGUCAAUGAUGUAAUCAUCUCAUCAGAUGGGUCAUGGAAAGCUAUCGUGGAAAGUGAUGAUCAUGCUGAAAAGCGACAGGAUAAGUUCCCAAGUGCAGAACAGGAACAGCCUACACAGCCAGAUUCUACUAGCUUGCCAAAUGCUCCGCCAGAUCUUUUGGAUCUGACUGAGAUUGAUGAUGUAAUGGAUACUGUUGACCUUUCUGAAGCUGAAGACACAAAAGUUUUCCCUGUCAAUUCUCAAAAAGAUUGUAGCAUUAAGGAUAUGACACUCAGGCCACCUACUAACAUCACAAAUGAGGUCCCCCAGAACAGCUCAUCUCAAACGGAGGAUAACUUUUGGUCUGGUGUUUAUUUGUCAACUUUUGGAUCAGGGACAUUUAGUCUCAUGUCAGAUGCACAGAGUGGUGGUGUUCCUCAGUCCACUUCUAGCAGCAUUUUGCCAUCUCCUCUAUUAACUGAUGCCUCUUCUCCUGCUUCUAAUGUUGAAGCUAGAGCAUCCAACGCCUUUCUCUCAAAUUCUGUGCCACAGACUGAAAUUUCUCCCACUGCUUUGCAACUACAACGGUUCCAAUUUGGUAAUGUAUCAAUCAGCAAUGAGUAUGGCCGGUCCCUAUCAAUACCCCGGCAAGUAAGCAGAACGCCAGUUGCAGUUCAGGCCCUGCCAGCGCAGGCGCCAACAACUGAUCUGCAAAGGGUUAGAAAUAGUACAAGUACACUCAUGCAGAAUGGGUCUUUGGCAGCUUCUCAAACUUCUGCUUUGCCACCGGUUGGAGAUGGUUUCAGUGGAAACUCAAACAAUAUGCAAAGGCAACAGCAACUUUCUAGAUCUCAUCCAGUUGCACACCAAAUGCCGCGGAUGGUGUCCUCCCAGCAGCAGAUCUCCAAUGAUCCGCAAGACCGUUUUAUUUAUUCUGGUCGAUCAACUGGACAAGUCUCUAGCCUUCAGGCCUCAACACGAGCACAAGGUACUUAUCUAGCUUCAUCAGGACUCUCUGGUGAACUUCCGCACUCAAAUCAGCAACAGCAAGUGAACUUGAGAACGCCACAUCCAAUUCAUCAGUCUGCGGGCAGGUUUCAGCAUUCUGCUCAGUCAUCUGGCAACUUCUUCCGUGCUCAAAGUCAACAAGCAGGUUCACAAGAUCAUUCUAUCCAGGCAGCGCAUGCUCAGUUACUGUCGGCUCAGCGAGCAGCCCAGGCUGCAAGAGCAAGAGCUUUUCAUACACCUAGAGCAGCAUCGAAUUCAGGGAAUGCAACUGCUCCAGUAGGAGACCAGAUAGGACCUGUUGGAAGCACAUUACAAUCGGUUCCAAGAUCAGAUGUUUCGGUGAACUCGCCAGCAGAUCAGGAUUGGCGACCGUCUGGUAGGAUGCGUGGAAGCUUAUCAGGGAGAGCUUAUUCUGAAGCUAUGAACCAAUAUAUUAUUCAGCCAACUCAACAAGCUCAAGCUGCCAGACCACCAUCAAACGUAACUGCAAAUCCAUCCAAUGCGUCUGCUCAAUUGCAGAUUUUGAUGGCCAAUAGGGCUGCUCAGCAGGCAAUAAAUUAUCCAUCCCCUAGAGUGACUAGCAGUUCCAGUAAUUUGGGAGUUUCACCGCCGAAGUCCACAGGGAUGCAUUGAGAAAACCGCAGGUGGUUGAGAUGCAUUGAGAAAACCGUUGUUCAACCACAAAAGACUGUAUAUAACUCGGCAAAUUUUGUUUCUGAAGUCGCUGGUAUCUAUUGCUUUUUUACUGCUUAUGUCGAGGCUCUUUUGCGCCACACCCCCGGGCGGGCGCCAGCCUUCGAUUCUUGUAAUCAUUUUAGAAGGGACACAAUCAGUUAUUAGCUCCUAUAGUCCUUCAUAUAUAGUACUACUAUUUCGUGGACAAUGAAAUGCUUUUAGAUUCGUCUUGUAUAUUAGACAUGCUUAUUUUUUGA